AGAUAUAUAAAUAGCUACAACUUUAAAUUACAACAAAUACAACUUAAAAAAUUAAUUUGUAAAAGUGUUAAUGAGCAAUUUACUAAUUUAUUAUUGGUUAGCUUUUAAAAUGGUAUUUAAUUAUCAUCCUUUAUUUAUUUAUAGUUAGCUAUGCUCAGAUCAAAAGAAUUUGAAACAACUUUGAUUUCAUGUCCUCACAAGUUACGGCAACCCAACCUCCACCGCGAAGCUAUAAAGGGUUAUUGUAUUUGGAUGGCUAACUUCCGAACUUGAUCCCAAAAAUAACUCUCAUUUUCCCUUAAAUUUUCUGCUUGGAGAAUCUACUUUUUCACAAUUUCAUCUCACAAUUCAACUAUGGCCUUCACAAAACCCACCAUCCUUCCUCUUAUUUUUGCAACCUUCAUCAUCUGUUUCUGCUCUUUUUCUUCAUUGGCUGAGCUUCAACGUUUCCAGCAGCCAUUGAAAUCUGAUGGUUCUCUUAGCUUCUUGGUGAUUGGAGAUUGGGGAAGAAGAGGACUUUUCAACCAAUCUGAAGUUGCUUCACAGAUGGGAGUAAUUGGAGAGGAACUAGACAUAGAUUUUGUGAUAUCUACUGGAGAUAAUUUUUAUGAAGAUGGCUUGACAGGAAUUGAUGAUCCAAAUUUUUAUGAGUCUUUUACUAAUAUCUACACAGCCCCAAGCUUGCAAAAGCAAUGGUACAGUGUAUUGGGUAACCAUGAUUACAGAGGUGAUGUUGAAGCACAGUUGAAUCCAAUCCUCACACAAAAGGAUAGCAGAUGGCUUUGCAUGAGGUCAUUUAUAGUCAAUGCAGAAAUUGUUGAAAUUUUCUUUGUGGACACAUCUCCAUUUGUGAAUGACUACUUCACAAACCCAGAACAUAACUAUGACUGGAAAGGUAUUUCUCCUAGGGAGACUUACCUUGCAAAUCUGUUGAAGGAUGUGGAUGCAGCACUGAGCAGCUCCACUGCAAAAUGGAAACUUGUUGUAGGUCACCAUGCCAUCUUAAGUGCAGGACACCAUGGAAUCACAGUAGAGCUUCUACAGCAGCUUGUUCCAAUUCUACAGGAACAUAAUGUUGAUGCUUACAUAAACGGGCAUGAUCACUGUAUCCAACAUAUCAGCAGCAAGCACAGCAACAUUCAAUUCAUAACAAGUGGAGGCGGCUCAAAGGCCUGGAGGGGUGAUAUAAGGAAGUGGGAUCCAGAGGAAUUGAAGUUAUAUUAUGAUGGCCAAGGAUUUAUGUCAGUGCAAAUGACCGACUCCACGGCCACUUUUGCAUUCUAUGAUGCCUUUGGCAGUGUUUUGCACCAAUGGAGCAUAUCCAAAGAGAGUCACUCAGCUGCAUAAAGAUGCAAGAAUCGA
Manihot esculenta (cassava) is the source of this 1362-nucleotide messenger RNA. RefSeq names its product purple acid phosphatase 3-like. Lineage: Eukaryota; Viridiplantae; Streptophyta; Magnoliopsida; Malpighiales; Euphorbiaceae. Gene Ontology annotation, molecular function: ferrous iron binding; ferric iron binding; acid phosphatase activity. The record is from RefSeq and is a predicted model, not a curated record. The transcript is spliced from 7 exons. The coding region runs from base 355 to 1347 and encodes 330 amino acids.